Molecule: messenger RNA, 826 nt
Organism: Medioppia subpectinata
Lineage: Eukaryota; Metazoa; Arthropoda; Arachnida; Sarcoptiformes; Oppiidae
Source: the annotation of a GenBank genome assembly
CCGGGUCAACACUUGCCGCCACUUAAUUUCAUUCAACUGAAGGACGAGUUGAUUGAAAAACACGGCGAACCCGUUACCGAUCACGACGUCAUGUCUUCGGCGAUGUAUCCCAAAGUUUGCGAUGAUUUUAUUCAGUUCCGACGCGAGUUCGGACCCGUCAGCCUCUUUGACACCAGAAUAUUCCUCACCGGACCUAAAGUGGGCGAAGAGUUUGAGGUAACGCUUGAAAAGGGAAAAGUACUGCACAUCACAACCCUAGCCGUGUCUGAGACCCGUACAGACACCGGCGAACGGGAAGUGUUUUUUGAACUCAACGGCCAAUUGAGGAGUUUUCUCGUCAAAGACAAAGCCGUCGCUACAGAGAUUAAGUCAAACCCGAAAGCGCUGAAGGGUGUGAAGGGUUCGGUGGGCGCCCCUAUGCCGGGCACUGUCAUCGAAGUGCGUGUCCAAGAAGGCGAUAAGAUAGAGAAGGGUCAGCCGCUCAUCGUAUUGAGCGCCAUGAAAAUGGAAAUGAUAGUACAAUCGCCGGUCGCCGGAACUGUUAAGAAGAUAUUCGCCGCUAAAGACAUGAAACUGGAGGGCGACGACCUCGUGAUGGACAUUGAGGUCGAUUAAGACUGUUGUACUCAAUCAUAAGGUGUAUAAAGUGUAAUGAUGUGUGUAUUGAGUGUGCAAUCGUGUUAUGUUUAAACAAAAUUUAGCCAUAAUUUCCAAUCUUAUGUUACAAAAUGAGUGAUUUAAUGGUAUUUUCAGAUUACAGAUCAAUGGUUUAGGACAUUAAUAAUGUCCUUAGACCUGAUCUGAGCUGUUUUUGUCCAACAAAUUA